AUGGCUGGGCGGCGGCCCGGUGGCAAAGCGGUGGCCGGCCGAAAAAAAGGGUCGGGCGGGCCGAUGGUCGGGGCUGAGUGCAGAGAGUUGAGCGAGGAGCUGGUGGAGGGCCGCAGGCUGAGCGGCGGGGGCCAAGCGGAGGGCAGCAGUCUGAGUGGCGGGAGCCAGGGUGGAGGCCGCAUGCAAGCGGGGGCUGCAGGUGGUGGCGGCGGCGCAGGGAGUAGCGGUGGCCGGGGAGGCGGUGCUGUCGGGAAGCGGCGACCGGGGACUGAGUGGUGCCGGAGGCUGCAGGGAGGCCGAUAG
Cryptomeria japonica (Japanese cedar) is the source of this 303-nucleotide messenger RNA. RefSeq lists its product as uncharacterized. Bases 1 to 303 code for a protein of 100 amino acids. Lineage: Eukaryota; Viridiplantae; Streptophyta; Pinopsida; Cupressales; Cupressaceae. The record is from RefSeq and is a predicted model, not a curated record. The transcript has a single exon.